Molecule: messenger RNA, 205 nt
Organism: Racocetra persica
Lineage: Eukaryota; Fungi; Glomeromycota; Glomeromycetes; Diversisporales; Gigasporaceae
Source: the annotation of a GenBank genome assembly
UAUAGUUAAUAAUACUAUUCUAAAUAUUAUUGUGGUUAAUGAUACUGUUAGUAUAGAUAUAAAUUUUUCUGUUGCUGUUAAUAAUACUACUGUAGUUAAUGAUAUUACUAAUAUAGAUGAAGAUAAUAAUUCUGUUGUUAUAAAUAUUAUAUUUAUAGUUGUAGUUGGUACUGUUGUUUCUAUUAAUUCUUCUCUAUUAGAUUGA